Maylandia zebra (zebra mbuna) is the source of this 1941-nucleotide messenger RNA. Its product is annotated as acyl-CoA Delta-4 desaturase. Gene Ontology annotation, molecular function: oxidoreductase activity, acting on paired donors, with oxidation of a pair of donors resulting in the reduction of molecular oxygen to two molecules of water. NCBI's taxonomy places the organism in Eukaryota, Metazoa, Chordata, Actinopteri, Cichliformes, Cichlidae. Gene Ontology annotation, biological process: lipid metabolic process. The record is from RefSeq and is a predicted model, not a curated record. Gene Ontology annotation, cellular component: membrane.
UGGAUGCUUGUUAUAUAAAAAGGACCCGAACCCUCAGAAUCGAUCUCUUAUUAGUGUGCCUGAGGGACGCUGGUUAAAAUCUGGAUGCUGUGUGCAACUUUGUGACCCGUUAGAGCUCAGGUGCAUUCAGACCAGAAGCAGCGGUAAGGAUGGGAGGUGGAAGCCAGCAGACGGUGCCAGGAGAGCCGGACAGCGGGAAAGCUAAAGGUGUUUACACCUGGGAGGAGGUGCAGAGCCACUGCAGCAGGAAUGAUCAAUGGCUGGUCAUCGAUCGAAAGGUUUACAACAUCACUCAGUGGGCCAAAAGGCAUCCGGGAGGGUUUCAAGUCAUCAGCUACUAUGCUGGAGAGGAUGCCACGGAAGCAUUCACUGCUUUUCAUCCUGAUCCUAAGUUUGUGCAAAAGUUUCUGAAGCCACUGCUGAUCGGAGAGUUGGCAACGACUGAGCCGAGCCAGGACCGAGACAAAAAUGCAGCCAUCGUGCAGGAUUUUGAAGCAUUACGAGCUCGGGUGGAGAAAAGGGGUCUGUUUCGAGCUCAGCCUUUGUUUUUCUUCCUCCACCUCAGUCACAUCCUGCUGCUAGAAGCCCUCGGAUGGCUGACCGUCUGGAUGUGGGGCACAGGCUGGAUACAAACACUUGUGUGCUCUGUGUUUCUCGCAACCGCUCAGGCACAGGCUGGAUGGCUGCAGCAUGACUUCGGUCACCUGUCUGUCUUCAAAAAGUCCAGCUGGAAUCACCUCGCCCACAAGUUUGUCAUUGGUCAUUUAAAGGGAGCUUCUUCCAACUGGUGGAAUCACCGACAUUUCAGGCAUCACGCUAAACCCAACAUCUUCAUUAAGGACCCGGAUAUCAACACGUUGCACCUCUUCGUACUUGGCCGAACUCAACCAGUGGAAUACGGGAUAAAGAAGAUCAAACACAUGCCUUACAAUCGUCAACACAAGUACUUCUUUCUUGUGGGACCACCGCUGAUCAUUCCAGUUUUCUUCAACAUUCAUGUAAUGCAGACCAUGGUAUCCCGGCGUGACUUGGUGGAUCUGGCUUGGUUCAUCUCAUUCUACCUUCGCUUCUUCUCCUCUUAUAUACCCCUGUAUGGCCUAGUUGGCUCAUUGGUGCUCAUAAGCAUAGUCAGGUUUUUGGAGAGUCACUGGUUUGUGUGGGUGACUCAGAUGAAUCACAUACCGAUGGACAUCGAUCAUGAAAAGCACAAGGACUGGCUGACCAUGCAGUUACAAUCCACCUGUAAUAUUGAGCAGUCCUUCUUCAACGACUGGUUCAGUGGACACCUCAACUUUCAAAUCGAGCACCACUUGUUUCCAAUGAUGCCGCGGCACAACUACCACCUGGUGGCCCCACAGGUCCGUGAGCUCUGCGAAAAACACGGGAUUCCGUACCAAGAAAAAACUUUGUGGCGAGGCUUCGCUGAUAUUGUCACGUCACUGAAAACCUCAGGGGACCUCUGGCUCGAUGCAUAUCUCCAUAAAUGAAAGACUGUAUUUUCCUCCACUGGUGUAAAAAAAGUGUUUUUCUCUUUUUCAACAAAAAUCGACUGUAUCUGUUUGAGUCAAUGCUGUGGGAAAGAUCCCUCUUAUUGUUGUAACAAAGUCUUUGUUUGGUUUAUAGAUGAUGGGGUUUUCCUAAGUUGCCUUAACAGUAUCUUGAUCAGCAGCAAUGUGAUGAUAACACAGCUCUAAAACCUACCUGUGACUUAUUAUUAGCAUUAGCAUCACCAGAUGUAAAAGAAAACUAUCUGAAUGAUUAGACACAAUCAUUUAUAUAAACUACAAAACCUUUGUAAACUGUUUGUUAUCGUUUGUGAAACUACUUUAAAUGAAUGUAACUGCUUUGUAACAUGCUGUGCUCUUUCUAUAGAGAAACCAUUACACUGCAAUACCACAUGAAUAAUUUCACUGAGACCAAUAAAUCAAACUAAAAACUCUC